Messenger RNA from Glycine soja, 1114 nucleotides. RefSeq names its product E3 ubiquitin-protein ligase RNF4-like. Bases 153 to 773 code for a protein of 206 amino acids. The record is from RefSeq and is a predicted model, not a curated record. Lineage: Eukaryota; Viridiplantae; Streptophyta; Magnoliopsida; Fabales; Fabaceae. The transcript has 6 exons.
UCGUUCAUGUUUGGGUCACAACAACGAGACACUCCGCAUCCAUUUUCUUUCCCUCUCUUCUUCUUCCUUCUCCUCUCCUCUCUCUCUCUAUAUAUAUCUCUCUUCACUCUCCACAAUCCCACACCCAAGCCCCUCUCUCCGAAGUUGGGAACAUGAGUUGGCGGUCGGUGAGGGGAAGCCGUAAGAGGAAGAUGGAUUUCGAACUGGACCUCAACCGUGAUCCGCCGCUGGUUCGAGAAGAGGAGGAGGAGGAGGAGGAGGGGGGGCCCUCAAGGCAUCAGCAGCACCACCACCACCAACAAGAACCUCAAACUCCCAUUGUCGAUGUCGACGCCAUUGACGACGAUGUUGUUGAAAGCUCGCCUAGGUCUUUCGCUCAGGCUAAGAGCAAUGCUGAUGAGAGGAGGAGAGUUCGCAGGAGGACGACUAUUGUUGAUUUGGACUCAGAAGAUGGGACCAGAGGAGUUCCUCAAAACCAAACAAUCAUCAAUGGCGAUCUUUAUGUAAAUUUGGCCAACAACAGCAGUUCUGCGAGUGAAAAUGCUAAGAAGACACCUGAACCUCCCAAGGAGCCUGAAGCUCCUAAGGAGCCUGUUUUUAAUUGCCCAAUAUGUAUGUCCCCUUUGGUUGAAGAAAUGUCAACAAGGUGUGGUCAUAUUUUUUGCAAGAAUUGCAUCAGGGCUGCUAUAUCUGCACAGGCUAAAUGCCCUACCUGUAGAAAAAAGGUUACAAAGAACUCACUAAUAAGGGUGUUUCUUCCUGCAACUAGUUAAAGGAUCUCUAUCCAAUCAUUAAUUGAGGAGAAUCAGGAUUUAGGAAUGUGAGAAGAAGCUUCAUUGUACUCUGCAGAAUGCUGAGUGGCUCUGUUGUUGCUGACAUGUUUGUUGUAGCGGAUGCUUAUUUAUUUUCAAGGAGCUGUUUCUCCUCAUUAAUUUGUCAUGUAAUACAUAGGGAUGCUCUGUUUUUUAUUUAAAUUGUUCAUAAACCUCAGUUUUUUUUACUUUUUAUAUUUAUUGGUCAAAGAAUAAUCUUAUAAACAAUUUAUGAAUGUGUAGUUUUUUUUUUUUUGUCAUAAUAUCAAUAUGAAAUAUCCAUUAGCUGAUAACAUUCCUUU